AUGUCCUCCAAGCUGGAACAGAAGGAGACUCACCAGACCAAUGGGGUGGUGCUGCCAAUCGUGGCUGUGCCCGUGGACUGCCUGGCCAGUCCGGACCGGCAGCAGCUCGUGGAGCCCUCGGAGUUCUUGGAGCCUGACGGGGAAGGGGUGGAGGUGGUGGUGCUGGAGUCCCGGGCCAACGCCAAAGGGGUACGAGAAGAGGACGCCCUGUUGGAGAACGGCAGCCAGAGCAACGAGAGCGAUGACACCAGUACGGAUCAGGGCCCCGAGCCUGCCUCCCCUCUCAAGGAGACCUCCUUCUCCAUCGGGCUGCAGGUCCUCUUCCCUUUCCUGCUGGCCGGGUUUGGGACGGUAGCAGCUGGCAUGGUGCUGGACAUAGUACAGCACUGGGACGUGUUCAAAAAUGUGACUGAAGUAUUUAUCCUGGUUCCUGCAUUGCUGGGACUGAAGGGGAACCUAGAGAUGACGCUGGCAUCUCGUCUUUCUACAGCUGCUAACAUCGGGCACAUAGACACACCCAAGGAGCUCUGGAGGAUGAUAAUGGGGAACAUGGCUCUGAUUCAGGUUCAAGCUACAGUGGUCGGUUUCCUGGCUUCGAUUGCUGCCGUGAUAUUUGGCUGGAUCCCAGAUGGGCACUUCAGCAUUGGCCAUGCCAUCCUGCUCUGUGCCAGUAGUGUCGCCACAGCCUUCAUAGCUUCACUCGUGCUGGGAAUGAUCAUGAUCGGAGUUAUCAUCGGAUCCAGAAAGAUAGGGAUCAACCCGGAUAACGUGGCCACGCCCAUUGCUGCCAGCCUGGGGGACCUCAUCACCUUGGCGCUGCUUUCAGGGAUCAGCUGGGGCCUCUACAUAGAGCUGGAGGACAAAGCGUACGUGAAUCCUUUGGUGUGUGCCUUCUUCAUAGCCCUGCUACCGCUCUGGAUCAUCAUUGCCAAGAGGAAUCCAGUAACCCGGGAGGUGCUGUACUCUGGGUGGGAACCAGUCAUCAUUGCCAUGGCUAUUAGCAGUGUUGGAGGGCUAAUAUUGGACAAAACUGUGUCGGAUCCAAACUUUGCGGGGAUAGCCGUCUUUACGCCGGUGAUUAAUGGUGUCGGUGGCAACCUGGUAGCUGUCCAGGCUAGUCGCAUCUCCACUUACCUCCACAUGAGCGGAAUCCCGGGCGAGAGCUCAGAGAUGGCCCCGCGCAAGUGCCCCACCCCCUGCAGCACAUUCUUCAGCUCAGAUGUGAAUUCCCGCUCUGCCCGCGUGCUCUUUCUCCUGGUGGUUCCUGGGCACUUGGUUUUCCUCUACACCAUCAGCUCCAUGCAAGGCGGGCACACCACGCUCACCCUGAUCUUCGUAGUCUUCUACAUGACAGCUGCACUUCUCCAGGUUCUCAUUCUACUCUACAUUGCCGACUGGAUGGUGCAUUGGAUGUGGGGUAGGGGCCUGGAUCCCGACAACUUUUCCAUCCCUUACUUGACGGCGCUGGGUGACCUGCUUGGGACAGGUCUCUUGGCUCUCAGUUUCCACAUUCUCUGGCUCAUCGGUGACCGGGACACGGACGUGGGAGACUAGCUCUCCCCUUCUUUCCUCCUUCCCUUCCUUCUGUCUCUCUUGGGACUUCAGCUUUGAUCCUGGAUUCUCAUUAUUUUCAAUGGGAAUUUUAUGUGGUUUAUAUUUCAAGCCCAGUUUGUACAGAAAAAUCUAGUUUUAGGAAGGACACAAAAAAAAGUGUAAGAGACAAUCACCAAGUGCAAUUUUAUAGCAGUAGCAUCUGAACCAAGGUUCUAGUGGAAAUGUUGAUUGAGUAGUCGGAUCAUAAAGGAAACCCGCACCCAUCACUAGAGGUGAAGCGUCACUCUUUUGGUUCAUAAGCAUUCAAUGUUCAAGAUACGAUUCAGGUUUGUUUUAAUUAUAAACUGAACAGGCACCUCCCAGGAGGGAACACUCUAUAAAUUAGGAUUUGGGACAUCCCCAGAUCCUCCCCCAAAGCCCCACUUUAUGCCUGGAUUCUAAAUCAAAGAAGAUUCUGGUUAGAGAACUAGCUUGAGUGUGCCAGAAAGAGGCCUUUUAAACAUCCACUCCCACCCCCAGAUGCUUACAAGGAGCGCUCACCCGGUUUAUUUGAGGCUUUAAAACAUAACCCUAAAGUUGCUGGAUUUUUAAUUGUAUGUAGGGCUUUAGUUUUCCCUUUAAAAAGUCUGAAAUGCAUUCCUCUUUCCAGAACACACACCCCGCACUCUUGUAGUGGCUCUUAUUUUCUGAUACUGGGUCAACUUUUGUGUCUUUCCCACAAGCUCCUUAAAACAAUGCUGUUUUUCUCUUUUUUGGCUUUUCCCAGAGAGCUGGGUAUUACGUGCAACAAGUGCGAAGUGAUACUUGAUGUGUUGUGUAGAUUUUGACCUUCUUCGCCCUAAGUGAGGCUCAGUUUCAGGGGGUGAUGGUGCUGCUCAAUAUAUUGGCACUCUACCACAGCCACAUAAGUAUGGCAGUCUUGACUCUCUUGGGAGGGAGUGGUUUGCUUGGAAGACCACCCCCACCUUGCCCUUACUGUGGGCCAAGCAAGACCGCAACAGCCCAGCCAAGUGUAUCUGUCAUGACCAGCAAUAGACCCAUGCUGCAAAAUUCCAGUCUGGAAUUGGCUCAGAGCUUUCCCUGCAGUUCAGUGCUAGAGACCUGGUUUAAGGCCAGGCAUCAGGACCCGCUCCAGGGUUUUUGCCGCCCCAAGCG
Molecule: messenger RNA, 2709 nt
Organism: Emys orbicularis (European pond turtle)
Lineage: Eukaryota; Metazoa; Chordata; Testudines; Emydidae
Gene: SLC41A1
Product: solute carrier family 41 member 1
Exons: 10
Coding region: 1-1554 (517 amino acids)
Biological process (GO): monoatomic cation transport
Cellular component (GO): plasma membrane
Molecular function (GO): monoatomic cation transmembrane transporter activity
Source: RefSeq, a predicted model, not a curated record